Molecule: messenger RNA, 908 nt
Organism: Oppiella nova
Lineage: Eukaryota; Metazoa; Arthropoda; Arachnida; Sarcoptiformes; Oppiidae
Source: the annotation of a GenBank genome assembly
UGUGUUGGCACAGAUAUACCACAGAACCUAAGGCAGGACCUAAGCAUUCAAUUCUUAUAGUGUACUGAAUAUAAAUCAAACCAGAGAAACAUAAAUAUUGCAAUCAAUGGAUCGUUGGGUAGGAAGAGUGGCUUUGGUUACGGGAUCUUCUGUGGGAAUCGGAAGGGCUAUCAGUGCCAGUCUUGUUGAGCACGGACUCAAAGUUGUUGGAUGUGCUCGUAAUAUAAAUCAGCUCAAUGAAUUGGAGGCAGAGUUGAGUGCAAAGAAACUAAAGGGAAGUUUCAAAGGAAUCAAAUGUGAUCUGAGGAGGGAAUCGGACAUCAAAUCAAUGUUCGAAGAAAUCAAAUCCACGUUCGGAAGGAUCGACAUCUGUAUCAAUAACGCCGGUCUGGCAAAGGACGCGCCGCUCAUCUCUGGUGACACAGAAUUCUGGAGAGAGAUGUUAGACGUGAAUGUGACGGCACUGUCCAUCUGUACCCGCGAGUCCAUACAACUGAUGCAAACUAACAAUAUAAGUGAUGGCCAUAUAAUACACGUGAGCAGUAUGUCUGGGCACCGGAUCGUCCCCUCAUCCGCCACUCACUUCUACGGCGCCACUAAAUUCGCUGUCAGAGCGCUGGCGGAAGGCCUGCGACAAGAGCUCAGAGCUAUUAAUAGCGGUAUAAGAAUAACACUCGUCAGCCCCGGUAUGGUUGAGACAGAGUUUGCCGUAAGACUGACCAACAGUAAAGAGAAAGGUUUUGAUCCCUACGCCGACACACCGUGUAUUAAAGCCGAAGACAUCUCUCAGAUUGUCGUAAAUAUACUUCAAAUGCCGGCACACGUCGAGAUCAAUGAUGUCUUAGUUAGACCCACAUUUCAGACCAGUUAAUGCAAUUCAAAAUGGAUUAAUUGUACAUCAAUUCAAA